GAAGUCACGUGACCGGGGAAAAAGCUGAUCGCUGUGUCUGGGAGCUUGUUAGUGUUUCUGGGUCCUCGGGAAACAACAGCGAACCGGGACCAGGACCUACCGCGGGUACCGAGCCCAGCCCUCACGGCCGGUACCGUAUCAGAUCAGACUAUCCCUCAUCCUGGAACCCCGACACCGGCACCCAGGUACACUCACACCACCUCCCAGAUAUAAACACCGAGCACAGCCCCCAUUACACACACACCUGCCCCCCCCUACACACUGCCCCCCACACACCUGCCCCCCUACACACUGCCCCCCCUACACACUGCCCCCUACACACACUGCUCCCCUUACACACCCUGCCUCCUACACACUGCCCUACACACUGCCCCCCAUACACACUGCCCCUACACACUGCCCCCUGCCACACACCACUGCCCCCUACACACACACACACUGCCCCCUACACACUGCUCCCCCCACACUGCCCCCCCCUACACGCCCCCCCCCACACGCCCCCUACACCUGCCCCCCCCACACACCGCUGCCCCCCACACACCCUCCUGCCCCCCUACACACUGCCCCCCACACACACUGCCCCCCACACUGCCCCCCCUACACACUGCCCCCUACAUACCUGCCCACCCCCUACACACUGCUCUCCCCUACACACUGCCCCCCACACACGUUGCCCCCCUACACCCACUGCCCCAUACAACCCGACCGACCGACUGUAUUAUACUGUGUUGUUAUUAUUAUUAUACUGUAUUAUUCUGUCAUUAUUAUGAUACUAUUAUACUGUUAAUAACACUGUAUAACAAUACAGAAUAAUAACAAUACAACAAUAACACUGUAUAAUAUUAAACUGUUAUUAUACUCUGUGCGCUGAUUAUUAAUUUACAUUCCUUGUGAGUAAUGUCACUUAAACUCACAUACCGAGCAUGCCAUCCUGUAACCAGCAUACUGCCAACACCCAUACUGAACUGUCAGUAUACUCCUUGUGCCCAAUAAUGACUCACAGCCCUAGCUGUCAUUCCCCAACACCCAUACUGAACUGUCAGUAUACUCCUUGUGCCCAAUAAUGACUCACAGCCCUAGCUGUCAUUCCCCAACACCCAUACUGAACUGUCAGUGUACUCCGUUUUGACAGCCCAACACCCAGACUGAGCUAGCUGUCAAUAUACUCCUUGUACUAAUGACAGACACAGCCCAACAUCCAUACUGAGCUAGCUGUCAGUAUACUCGUUGUACUCAGUAUUGACAGCCCAACACUCAUACUGAAUUGUCAGUGUACUCCUUGUGCUCAAUAAUGACCGGCACAGCCAAACACCCAUACUGAGCUAGCUGUCAGUAUACUCCUUGUACUCUGUAAUAACAGACACAGUCCAACACCCACACUGUACUAGCUUUCAGUAUACUCCUGGUACUCUGUAUUGACAGACACAGCCCAACACCCACACUGUACUAGCUGUUAGUAUACUCCUGGUACUCUGUAUUGACAGACACAGCCCAACAUCCAUACUGAGCUAGCUGUCAGUAUACUCCUUGUACUAAUGACAGCCCAACAUCCAAACUGUACUAGCUGUCCAUAUACUCCUUGAACUAAUGACAGCCCUACACCCAUACUGAGCUAGCUGUCCCUAUACUCCUGAUACUCUGUAAUGGCAGGCACAGACCAGCACCCAUACUGCACUAGCUGUCAGUAUACUCCUUGUACACAGUAAUGACAGACACAGCCCUAUGUGACAUUGUCACACUGCACUUAUUGUACGUGGAAUUACAAGUACAGCUCUUAUGAAUUAUACCAGAUAUGACUAUCUUCAACACUCCUAUAGUUCUCUGAAACUCCAUAUAUGCCCUCUGUGCAAUAAUAUAGGAUAUAUCUAUAGGUCCUCAAUAUACAUAUACUGCAGUGCAACUUGUACCCAAUAUUGGCUACAUAAUAAAAACAACCCAGAAUGUCAUUUUCUUAAUAAGUUCAUGUGUUUUCUCCGUAUAGACUCCUGUCCGUAAUCACAACCAAAUAUGCAGUUUUCUAAUAUGCAUAUUCAGAUUUGUAUUUUUUUAGAAGGUGGUUUUUCUUGGAAAGAUAGAUAUUUCUCUCAUUUACAGUGUAUGGCUUGUAAACCAUGGUCUAAUUGGUUUAGACCCAUAACAUACACAAAACAUAGGUAACCAUUAGCAGUGCUGAAUGUUUUGCUUGGAAAUUAAAUUCUUGUCAGAGGUUGACUUGUGGAAGAUUUGGUGGUUUAAUUGAAGGUCAUUCCAUAGUUGCAAAGAUCUGUAUUAGAAGGCUGAAUGAUUGACUUUCUUGUUGUAACCGGGAAUGAAGCUUAGGGUUCUGAAAGUGGCUGUUUGCAUAUUGAGGCUGUGGAGAGCAAGAUAGAAAAUGUUUGGGUAGUGUCAGUGUUUUCUGGAGAAGUGAUUAUGACCCAGUUAAGGUUAGUAAAGAUACGUUACUCAUUUUAGUUGUUUUAACAAUCACAAUGAUGGGUCAAGGAAUAACUUUGAAUGAAAAAUAAACUAUAAAUUUUAUCGUGUUGAGUUUACCGAGAUGGAUAUUAAGUGAAGAUUCAUACCUGUACAUUACAUUUUGUACUACAGUUUUCUUUAACCACUGUAAUAUUUCUUUUGAAUAAUACCCAGUGUAAACACAUCAUUUCCUUGAAACUCACACUGGCAAACUGUUCACUAAUUAGCCACAAUCGUGUAGGUUCCCCUCAUGCUGCCAAAAUAGCUUUAAAGCAUUGUGGCAUGGACUCCACAAGACCUCUGAACGUGUCCUGUGGUAUCUGGCACCAAGACAUUUGCAGCAGAUCCUUUAUGUCUUGCAAGUUGCGAGGUGGGGCCUCCAUGGAUUGAUUUGUUGUUCCAGCAUAUCCCACAGGUGCUUAAUCGAAUUGAGAUCUGGGGAAUAUGGAGACUAAGGCAACACAUUGAACGAUUUUGUUGUGUUCCUCAAACCAUUCCUGAACAAUUUUACAGUGUGGCAGGGUGCAUUAUCCUUCUGAAAGAGUCCAUUGCCAUGAAGAGGUGUACAUGGUCUGCAACAGUCUCUAGGAAGUGGUACGUGUCAAAGUAACAUCCACAUGAAUGACAUCCAAGGUUUCCCAGAACAAAGUGCAAUUUGACCCUUCAAAUAGAAGUCAUUAUUUGACACCAGGAAAAAUCUGACCUAAAAACUGCAGUUUGGAAACACUAUGAUGCACAUUCCGGAUAUAAGCCCGAAUGCUAAUAUGUUUCUGUUAAACACCCGCUGAGAAAUAUCCAAAUUCCAUGCAGAAUUUAAGAAUUUGAUUCUCAUUCUUCAGAAUGACAAAAUCUGUCAAAGUGGGGGCAUCUAGGGUUAAGUCCAAAUGUGCUGGUACGAUUUGUGUCCUUUUAGUUAUGCCACUGUGCAGCGCCAUGAAACCUCUUGUUUUAUAUAUAAAACCAAUUCUCUUUUCACAAGUUUGUGUCUGGAAUGACCCACAGGGAGACAUACUGCCCUCAUCUGUAGGUGUGACACGUGGAGCUCUGUUUUGUGCACUUUGCUCACCCUUCUAGGAAUUGUUGAGAAUUGACACUGCAAUUCCAAAGGAUCGAGCGAAACUGCCAACCAGGGAAGAAUAACCUAGCUGUAGGUUGCUUUGUUUUUUUUCCUACAAUUUGCAGCUCCCUUGUCAAAUCUAAACAAUUACUAACACGCAUGAUAAAGCCAUUUGCUUACACUCCCACUACACCUGGGCAGCAGCAAUGGCUACAGUAUUCACCAGCCCAGUUUUUAUUUUUUAUUUUUUUUUUAAAAUUUUUUAGCAUCACAUGAAUGGCCAUUGGAGCAAUACUCAUUAUUUAAAUGUGCAUAUGGAUUUGGGGUAGGGCGCAGGUAACUCUUUGUUUUUUGUUCUAUGUAUUUGGGCUCUUGUACACUGGAUCCAUUGGUGCUGCCCAGGGGUAGUAUGAGUUUAAGCACAAGGCUUCAUUUUGUAUGUUAGUAUUUGCUUUUGUGUUACACAGCCAUGUUGCAGUGCUGCCGUGUGUAGGGGUUCAUAAAAAUACCCCUUCAUGUGAUUUUUGCCCCUUUUAGCUGAAAGAAGCAAGGAACUGUUAGCGUAGGACUCCCAUAAGAGGUUUUGCCUUGACAUGGCAGAUAAGCUUACCCUUCAAUGGUCAUUGAAGUAAUAAAAAAAAAAAAAUAAACUUUAUUGAAAUGUGCAUAGCGAUUUGGCUUGGAGCUCGGGUAACUCUUUUUGUUUUCUAAUAAACACAAAUACCUUUUUAAUAAGAAAAAAAAAUACAUUCUGCUAUUCAUUUUCUCUCCUUUAUUCAAAUUCCGGACUGACUUAGUUAUUUAACUUUCUGGGAUACUCAUGAGUGGCUGAACCACAUGAGCAAGCACUUGUUGCAGAAACGUCUUACCGUGUAGUACUCUUAGUUUAUGGAUGGUUGUUUUGCUGUUUCAGGUAACAGAAUCUGUUUUUUAUUAAACACUCCACUGGUUUGUUGUGUUUGUGCAGCUUUAAGGGUUACUGAAGUCUGUCGUAACUUGAGAGAGCAGCCUUCGUGCAAUAAAGCACUGAUAUUUCUCCAGAUAUAUAUAUUAAGGUUUUUAUUUUGCUUUGUGUAUAACCAGUUAGAGGCAUUCAAAUAUAAAUCAUAAAAUAUUGAAUCUGCAGGGGGGAUUCAUUGAAGCUUAGAUGUUUCCAAUGACUUUUGCAAUCCGUUACCUGCAAUGUCAGUGCUACUUUUACUCAAGUGAGGUAUGUUAACACCUAAAUCACCAAUUACAAUGCGUACUAUUAAAAAAAAAAAAAAAAAAAAUUAAAAAUUUUUUGACCCUGUAACUUUACAAAACCCCAUGAAAUCUGUACAUUGGGGGCCUCGUUCUACCAAUGGAACAUCACAGUAUACAGAUGAGUGUUUUAUUACAGAAAAGCUAACCAUAUUAUGACACUCUUUUAAAUUGCCAUGCAGAACUUGGAAAAGAACAUUUCAUUUCUCACACUUUUUAUAUAUUUUUUAUUAUUAUUAUUAUUAUUAUUAUUAUUUUUAUUUGUUUUUCAUGUGAAAUGAAAGCCCGGUUUCUCCUGAACAAAAAGAUAUCGGAUAUAAAUGAGGUAAAUUAUGGUUGAACAGACAUAUAGCUAAAAUUCUAGGGUUUUGUUUUGGUCAGAAUGUGUCCAUUGGUCUCCAUCCUUAAGGGGUUAAUUGGUCACUUUUCAUGAUUUUCAGUAUGUAUCCAUGGCUUGAACUUUGGGCUGUGUUAUCAUCUAAAUUGCACAGUUUCUUCCAUGACCCGAGGCAGCGGUGAGGUCUCCAGUUGCAGUAGAUCCUGUUUUUAAGAAGUUUGCCACCUUUGUCCUUGUUAGACAGAAUAUGCACGAUUUUCGUCCCCUCUGUUCCUGGAAAGAAAACCUCUUCCUUCCCAUUGUAAUGACUACAGCACACACCCUGUGCUAUUCACAUACAUAGCACCUACCUACCCCCCACAUUCAGGGCUUUUCUAAGCCAAAAUAACCCUUCCUCCUCUGUUGGUCUGUGAUCCAGCCCCAAGCACCCAUUCCCCCUCGUCACCAGUGUUCUAGACACACUUCGUUCAGCUGAUCUAUCCAUUCUAUUGCAAACUGCUAAACCCGUAACCUUGUGUUUGAAAAUGUACGUAAUGUUCUUAGUGCAGCAAGUAUAUAGGCUGGGUUACUGCCUAUUGAUGACUAAUUUUACAUAUUUAUUUUAUUUAUUUAUUUUUUCUUCAUUUUUGCUUUCGCAGUUGUCAUGUGAACACCGCUCGUCCUGAAAGGCUGUAAGAUGUAUUCGCCUUUUUCUCCGGAUAAUGAAUCCGGAGCCCGAGAAGUGAGACAGGUAAACUGAAAAUGUUUAUGGUUUAUGAUAAUAAAGUGACUGUAACGAGAGCCCAUUUUAUUAGAGAGUAAACUGUAACAUGAUGUGUGCCAUCAUGGGUUUCACAUCUGUCUGUUGCUUUACAGUUAUGUUUGAAAUGCAACUCCUGUGCUGCUCAGCCAGAAGCAAACCUUUUAUGAUAAUUGCAGCGUGCCAUUGGAAUGGUAUUUCUACCACAUCUUCAGUUUCUUGCUGAUUUACCUCAGAUCAAACUCGAAAACAAGUUUGGAAUUUUAUCAAACUUGGGCCACAAUUUAAUAUUACUGGAUGAGCUUUAAAAAAUGAUUUAAUAUUUAUUUAUUGAUAGCUGAUUUGUUUGUUUUUUUUCACCUUUGUUUUUAUUGAGGAAGAUUAAGAGUACAAUGAUUUAAUAUAUUUUAAUAAACUUUUUUGAAAUUAUCUUUUUAAUAUUAAAAUGUCAAACAUGUAAAAAAAUAAAUUAAAAAAAAUAUUUUUCAAAAUAUGAAAUAUUUUUUUUAAAUUUAGCCAAAAGUAUGAAAUAAAAAAAAUAAAAUAAAAAAAAAUAAAAACUUAGCCAACAAUAUUUUGUCAUAAGACUCUCAGGUCUCUGAAAUACCAGAGCUAGGGCUAGACCUUUGCUUCUAUUAUGGAAGCAAUUUAUUUUUACAGCUUACCUGGAGGGGUGAAAAGAAAUAACAAGCAUUUCUUUCCCUUUUUUUUUUCUGCUCACUAAAACCUGUUCCUUUCAAUCUUAAAGCAAACAAGGAGUCUCUGUUGUUAAACAGUGAGAGACACUCUCGGUGUUAAUUAUUAAAGUGUAAAUUGUCAGGGAUUCAAACAGAAUUUUAAAACCUAGCUCUCUUGGGGAAUCUUUCCUGUUCUGCUGUUUUGUCCUUUAGUUCAUUUUGAAUUCCUGACUAUUAUCACUUUAUUGGAAAAAUCUAACUGAUCUGAUUCUCCGAAUUGGAGAAUUGAAUUGCUGAUACACUUGUUUUUUUUAAAUUUAUUAUUUAUUAUUUUUUGUUGUUUUGGUGUGUGUGAAAAUUGCCUUUUGUUACACCAGGAGCCUGGUUACACGAUUCUAAUUUUGUUGCAAAAAGUAGAUUUUUAUUUAUUUUUAUUUUUUAUUUUUAUAUAAAUGUGUAAAGAUGUGCUUGUAAAGGCGUUAAAAAUAAAUUGCAUGAAUUAGUAAGGCGUGUAAAAAAAGUGUUCAGUGUAAAAGGUUUAAAAAAAAAAAAAAAAAAGUAACACUUUUUUUAUUUAAUGCAUUAUGACUUGGUUGCCAUUUAACAAAAUAAGUUAGCAGAGCUAAAUUUUAUUCUGCAACAGUUUUAUAAAGGCCUACUGAUUUAUCCACUAAACACCGCCUUUCUCCAAGUAGUGAUGUUGAAAAACAGCUUUUGUGGGUCGGGAAUAAAAUACGUAAAAUGAAGCUCUAGCUCUGUUUCGUAAUUUAAUAUAGGGUGUAGUAUAUCGUAAAGGUUCUGUACACGUAUACCUUUAUUUUGGGUGGAGGCAUUGCCAGGUGUGUAUGUUCUGUGUAAUUAAAAAUGCAAAGAACGCUAAACUAGUUAAUUUCACAGGAUUAGACCAAACUUCCCCCAGCCCGUCUAGUAUUUAAUAAGGAGUUUUAACUGUCUCUUAGCAAAUGUGCUAGUUCUGAAAUGGUGUGAAAUAUGAGUGCUGGCAGUACCACCUCUAAAAUAGACAUUCUGCAUGAGCAAACAAAAGGAUCUGAAGUGUGAUCUACUCCCCAUUGUUCUGCUGUUUUUUCAAUUCAGGCUUCCUGCUUUGUUUUAAUUCCUCCUGCCUCUGAGUUCUUUGCAUGUGAUUAUAGCUACCGCCCACCCAGCCUUCCAGAUAAACUACUGCCAUCUGUCCUGUUUGUCUGACCAGUCAACUGAUAUCGCCAUUAAUCUCCUCUAACUGUUCUAACAACCCAGCUGCUGAACAAAAAGUGGUAUUUUUUCCGAAUCUAGAACAGUGCGAGUAAACUUUCUAUUCCAUUGAUUAUGGGGAUGUAGUAUAUGCACCUGCAUCGCAAUCCCACAUUAAUAAAAUCAACACAUUGUAUAACUCGUUCUGCCGAUUUGUGCUACAGUGGAAUUACAGGACCCACCAUUGUGACAUGCUAAAAGAACUAAACUGACUGUUGCUGGAAUCCAGACACCCCCUUCAUCUUUCCAGCCUUGUGUUUAAGAGCUUUUCAGGCAAGCUCCCACCCUACCUGAGCAGAAUGUUCUCCUCAGCUGUUCCCACCUCCGAUCCAGUACCAGCACUUUACUUAGUCUAACUCAAUACAAAAAGAAAGCAGCCCGAUCCUCCUUCUCCUACAGAGCACCGCAAUUGUGGAACGACCUCCCGCACAAUUUAAAAUCUUCCCUAAGCCUAAAGUCCUUUAAGAGAUCCCUCUCUACAUACCUCAAAACUGAAUGCACCUGUCAUGGUUGAUUAUAUAUUUCCUCCCUGCUCUGUUAUGUUUUGUAUAUAUUGUGUAGUUUUGUGAACCCAGGACAUAAUUUAAAAACAAGAGAAAUCUCAAUGUAUCUUUCCUGGUAAAAUAUUUUAUAAAUAAAUAUUCUGAUCAUUUUAAAACUUACUCCAACCCUUUAUUAUUGUUGGUUUAAUUUUCUUAAUUACCUAAUUGACUGAUCCUCAGUUAAGAGGUGUCGUUCCUUCCCCCCACCGAAUUAAAAUGAAAAUUCUAUAAAAUAAAAUUGAAAAUGAACAUGAAACUGCUACCCAUCCGACAUCUGGCUGCAUCAGUCCUUCCCUGUCUGUGGCUAAUCAAAUGUUCUCAUAGAGAUUACCAUAAUUUCACUGGCUAAAGGGACACUAUAGGCACUCAGACCAGACUUCCAUCUCAUUGAAGUGGUCUGGGUACAGUUUCCCUAUUGUUUACAUUGCAGCACUAAAUCAGCCACUUGAGGGCUUCCUGGAUUGAAACGGACCAUUGGUCUGGUAUCUGACGCUGAAUGUUCUCACGCUGUGCAUGAGUACCUCCAGCGUCAGAUUUUUCCCCAUAGGAAAGUGUUGAUUCAGUGCUUUGGUACGGGGAGGCCUAAUGCACAUACGGCACUUGUGGGGGGAGGGCAGAGGGAGUGCUAGUGCCAGGAAUACAGCUUUGUAUUUCUGGCAUUAUAGUAUCCCUUUAAGAAUGUGGCACAUACAGACUCCUAUCACCAUAACCGCUAAAAUUAUCAUGAUGGUUGGAGUAACAGUUGGUUACAAUUUCAUGUUUUUUUUUUUCUCACUAUAUUCGAGACCCUGUCCUACCUGCUUUACAUCCCGGGUAAAUCGUUAGAUUCCCAGUUUGAAAGAAAUGUUUGUGCACAAGUUUAAGUCUAAGCUCAGUUACACAGCAUAGCACUCCACCCUGUCUAUCCUCCAAACUUGUCUCCAUUGCCUGCGCUAAGUCAUUUUCACUUUCCAUUUUAUGAAUACCAGAUGUCAUACUUUAAAUACUGCAUACCUCACGCUUGCUUGAGCAGGGUGCUCUUGUUCCUGCUUGUUAAACUUUAUUUGUCACUCCUGUACAGUGCUAUGGCAUGUGGUUAUCUUUUAUAUAUAUAUAUAUAAUAUAUAUAUUUCUCACUUAAUCUUUACCCCUUUUAAUAACCACAUGAUGGUCUCGGAUUUUCCUACUAUCAAUUAUGUUGCACUCCCUUUUUGGGGCAGUAGGGGAGCAUGCUCUGCUAUACUGGCUGAACUUAUACAGUACAUCUGCUAGGAAUUUUGCUGCAGGCUAUUGGCAUAAUAAAAGCACGGCGUUCCUGAGUCUCAGAGGAGUAUGGAAUGUCGUUUAAAAAAAACAAAAAAACUGACUCUCUAAGUCUAUCUAUUUUAAGGUUUUACUUUGUGAGCAAUCAUCAUGUUUUAGUAUUUAAAGUCUAAUGAUAUUUUCUGUCUGAUCUUUGUCUAUCACAGAGGAUCACCAAGAAGUUAUCCAGCUGUAUCCGGUCUCUCCAGAUUCGCUAUAUCACAACAGAUGAUGUGGUCACCAGCGAAGACGACGAUGCCAAUGGCCUCUGUAUAGCCUUGGAAGCGGUUUUCAUUCAUGGACUGAAACCCAAGUACAUUAAACGAGGUGGCAGAAACAGAGGCACCCACAUACCCAUACCCCAGCCAGCUUUCUGGGCCCUUUUAAAGGGCAUCACACAUCGGUCAGUCAAUAUACCUUUUCCCUUAGAGUUGUCUAAAAGAAGUGGUAAUUAUUUUUCUUCUAGAAUUUGGAAGUCACUGAUGUUAGACACGCGAGAGAGCUAAAUCAUAGACAAAAGACUCUGUUGGCAAGAGCUGUUAUACAGUCAUUAAAUGGUUUUAAAAUUUGAUGUAUAUAUUCCGUUAUCUAGAUACAAAUCAAGUGAUCUUUAUAUAUGAUUGUAAUGCUAGUAUUUUGUAAUGUUCAGUGCAGAUCUUUCCUCUGUUUAUUACAGAUAAUGCCUCAUUGUCAGAAAUGUCAUUUUUAAAGAUAAGCGCUUAGUUUUUUUCUUUCUGUGCAUUUGAUAAGAUGCGCUUGUUUUUCUUGGGGGGGGGUUUGACAAUUUUUUUUUUUUUUUUUUUAUUUUCAUCAUUGCUAAUAAGACAGUGUGGUUUAUUUUGAAAUAGUGAAAUAGAAGCAUUUUACAUACAGUUAUUAAGUUAACCAGUAGCUUUGCAUAUCCACUUCCAAAAUGUAAGCCCUCAUUCCUGUGUGCGCUGUGAGUGCUGUUUUCUACUCUGGAAUCAUUGCCAUCUCCAUGCGUGUUGGCUGGAGGUGAUAAGAUGCAUUCUAAUGUAGUUUUCUUUGUUACAAGAUAAAUCUUGCUGAGAUCACAGUAAUGACUGCUACAUUUUAAAUCUCCCCCACCACUUUUCAUAUUUCACCUCUAGAAUUAUUUUAAAGGAAAUAUCUGUUAGGAAUGCAAACAUGUAUCCUAUUGACCUAUUUGGAUUAAGGGCACCCACCCCCCCUAUUGACCUAUUUGGAUUAAGGGCCCCCACCCCCCCACAGACGUAAGCAAAUAAGAUUUAUUUUCUUGCUUUAUUAGCUAGUUUGGCCGCAGCUCUUAAUCUCUCUGAUUCUUCACUAAAGUGAAAAUUUACAGUGAAUUAAGUCAAGGUAAUAGCUAUCUCUCCGUAAAAUGUUAAAUUCACUUUGAAUUCUCACCUUAGUGAACAACCUCAUUCGAUAAACCUCCCUCUCCCCUGCUUUUAUAUCUCUGUGCAGGUGCAUACUUCACUUGUUAACUCUAGUCCAAAAGUAUCUGAAAAUACUAUCUGUUAGGUUUCAUCCAUGAACACGCAAGAAAGUCAGUGUAGGAAGAACUAGUGUUUGAAAAAUAUGGUAUAGGUUCAAUGCUGCUUUCUUCUGACAAGUUCUGUAUUAAGCGCACCAUUUUUUUAAGGGAGCCAUAACACCAAGCACAAAGCCACUGGCCGGUCACCCUCCUAGUUUGAGUAGUCAAACCAUUUAAGAACAGUUUGACAAUCUUCCUGGGUUCUGCUUGUUGCCGUCUCCUCCUCUGGAGCCUUGCUCGUUGGCUGAGAGCAUCGGCUGAGACCUGCACGAUUGGACUAAGUUCAUUGCGGCAGUGGAUGAGGUUGGCCCAGGUUCGUUAUCAAACCAUACUUAAACAGUUUGACUAAUAACACUGGGAGGGCAUCAGGGCAUCCCUACCACCAUAACAACUGCAGUGGGAUGUUGUAGUUAUUGAGAUUGGCGUUUUCCUUUACGUAAAUGUAUUGGUAAUUAUUGUGUCACCUAAUGGUAAUUACGCUUUCACUUAAGAAGUUCUAAUAGAAGUUACGUUUUUAAGCAUAAACAGCCAUAUUGAAAGAAAAUAAAAACCGUUUUCCAUUUAGCUACUAAACUAAAAUUUGACAUUAUUUACAUCCCCCCACUCCCCCAUAGUACAGUCUAUAGUGAAUAACUCUGAUUUGGGAGUGCCAUUUACAGAAAUUGUGAAUGACAAGGUCACCUUCAAUGUAAUCCAAAUACUGUUCUAAUGAAAAAAAUGUAGGUCACAUUAUAUGCAAUACCUGACAUUUGCUUCUUGGUCUGAGAUUGAGCUGCAAGUGUUGUAAGGUGUGUGCUUGCAUGUACCUCUAGAGCAAGGGCUUAGAACAGUUAUAGAUCUCUUUUGUAGUCCCAAAUGUUUUGCCAAUGAUGCUGCCUGAGCAUCGUGGGAAAUGCAGUUCAGCAAUAUGUGGAGUUCAAAGGUUAGCAGUCACUAACGUAGAUAAGUAUGUGUGUUUGCCUUCGCUGUGUGAGAUUGUCAAAUGUUAGCAUGUCUCUUGCAUGAUCAUCCACUUUAGGUUCAACUAUUUGUGCAAUCAACUUCUUUCACUUCCCAAAUAAUCUUUUUUGUUUUUUGUCACUGAAGAUAAUUUUGUUUUCCUGUUCAAAUUAACACUAUAGGAUCAGGAAUGCAAACGUUUGUGUGGCUGUUUAGGUGACUGGCCCCUCUCCGAUUGCGCUGAAAAGGUGACUCUACGUAGCUGGCUCUGCCUCCAUAGCUGAGAUCGUCAAUCUUUAUGAUCUCAGCCAAUACAAUGCUUUUCCGUAGGAAAACAUUGGGAGGCUGCACCAUCUCCUCAUAAUAAUGCAUUUAAUCAUUGCAUCUCUAUGAGGAACGUUCAGUGUGUCCCCACGACUGAACACCAGUAAUGCCCUAAGAUAGGGAGCACCUCUAGCGGCCAUAUGAGUGACUGCCACUGCCUUUUCUCUGAAGUGUUUACAUUGAAAAUCCUGCAGUGACAGACUAUCGACACCAGAACUAGUGUUUCUGGUGACUAUAGUGUCCAUUUAUGGUUCAUUCCAAACACCAUAACCACUACACACUUGUAGUUAUGGUGCUAUUAGGCAGUACAUGCAACCAAACCGUUUGUUUGUUUUUUUUUAAACAUGGUUUUGUAGUGACUUGUCUCCAUUGACUUUCUCCUAUAUCCUUGAUGUGUUUGCAACAUUUCUAUUGCAAGCCUAAAUUUUAAUCUCAAUGCCAUCUGUUUUCCUUUUCUGCAGCAAUGUUAUUAAGGAAAUUGAAAAUGUGCCUUUUCUGAGCACCGAUGUGGGUAGGUGUCGCUCGUGGCUACGUAUCGCUCUCAAUGAAGGUCUUGUGGAAUGCUAUUUCAUCACAUUGCGAAGAGAGAAGAGUCGGCUGAUGGACUUUUACCAACCAUGCGCUUUGCUGUUGGAUGCCGAAGAUUGUGAUGUGGUGCUGAGUUACCUGCAGGGUUUAUCUGCUUUGCCUUUCAAGCUGUCCUAUAAAUCCGCUCUUCUAUGUGAGUGGACAACCACCCCGCUUAUUUUAUCUGGACUCUGGGUAGAAGAUGUCCAACAUGUGGAAGAAACUCCAGAGUCUCUCAAUAGGCGAAAAUCUUUGGAUUCCAUGUCUCAGUCAUCCAGCUCUGAUGAUACCAACAGUUCCAUGCUACAGCAAAGUAAGGAGACCAAUGAAUCUUCUUCGAUCAAUAUGGACACCAACAGUUCGUCAUCUCAACUGUCCUCCAGCGCUGGCUCUGACGGACAAGUCAACGAACAAGCAGGCACAACUCCUGUAGAACCUAGGAGUCCAGAACUCUCCUCCUGUGAAGCAGACACAACAGAGACAGAAGAGUCCCAAAAAUCUCAGUCAGAGUGAGUUUGUAACUUGAUCAUUUUUAUUUGUAUUUCUUAUACACAGGCCAUGCUACCCAGUGCUUGAAUUAGCAUUAUUAGCUUUUAUUUAUCAACCAUUCCUCUCUGGCUGUGCAAAGAAUUUAAUAACUGUAUGCAAGAAAUGAACGCACAAUGCAUUGUUAAACCUGCAAUACAGUGACUUGCUGGCCUCACUGUCCAUCUUCUAAUGAUAUAAUGUAUUAUAUAUUUUUUAUGGAAAAACAAGCUUAUUUAUAAGCACAUGAUGCUGCUGUUUGAAUGACAGAGCCGCUUACUCAUUAGUUAACUUCUCAUCAAAGCCAGAUGUAUUUUUAUUAUUACAGAAAUUAUUGCACUUAAAAAGUACACUGUCGUCAAAAAAAAACUUAUUUAUUUUUUUCCGAAUUGUUGUAGUCAUUUAUAUCAAUUUAAAGAUCAUAUUUGGUACAACCUUAACACUCUUAUGUAUUGCAAUUAUUCUUUUUUUCUAUGUUUGCUUUUCUGAAAAGUGCCAUUCUGAAUGGUGACAAAUGACACACAUUUUAGUAAUUAUGCAAUUUUAUUCCUCGGUAGAGGACUGGGGCAAGAGUAGUCCAGGCACCAUAACCACUCCAGCGUGCUUUAGUUUUUAUAGUGCAGUGGAGUGUCUCUUUAACUGAAAUGUUGCUUUUUAAAGGGAAACUAUAAGCAACACAACCACUGUUUACAGCUUGGUGUAGUGGUUAUGUCCCCUACAUUCUCUGAAUGUCAUUCUGCUUUUAUAUCAAACCAUUGCGAGGUGGUUUGUCUCCCUGUCCUCUGCUGCCUUGAUAAUGUGGUAUAACACUUUCUCAUUAUCCACAUAUUGAUUUUCAUAUAGUGAAGUGUCCGAGGGACAGGGGAGUAUUUUUCUGAUACCACGGAGAGCUGUGGUUUUGUGAAACCACUUCUAAAAUCUUGAAACUUGAUUCUUUAAAACUUCAGACUUGAUUUUUACAGGGUUAUUUAAUAAUGUGGGAAUUCAAAGUGAGUUUCAAAUAUACAGCCAAGGUAACCAAGCGGAGUACAAAAUUGACUUGAACAGUUUAGUUUUUUUGUUUUUUUUUCUGAAACCGCUAUUUUGACAUAUACAAUUUUUAGAUCAACUUUGAAUUCACUGUGAAAAUUCUUAUUUUAAUGUAUAACCCUGUUACUAUUUUAUUAUUUGAGAUUAAGCUCUACUAAAGCACAUCUGUUGGUAAAGCAGCAGUAUAUAACCGAAUACAAAAACAACUCAGCCGGGAUAUGUAAAAUAUUAUGAGAAAAAUUGAAUGUGCUAAUAUUGCAUAAUAUUACAGUAACUUGUCAUGGUCAUGUACAUGGUGAGAACUUCCCUUUUCAUAAACCUAAUACGACUUCUUAGUUUGUAGUUUUAAAAGAAUAUAUAUUAUUUAUAAGUGUGUGUAUAUAUGUGUGUGUAUGUAUGUAUAUGUGUGUGUGUAUACAUACAUACAUACAACACUGUACCUUGCACUCAAACUCCAAUUCCCAGACCGGGUGCACUCCCAGGGCUCCAAAUAUCCAGCUGAUUAUAUCAAAAGGUUGCACUCACGGAUUUAGUAAAAAAUAACUUUUAUUCAGUAUUCUUAAAAAAAAUCGACGUUUCAGUCCUACUUGAGGACUUUCAUCAGGAUUAUAUGAACCAUUUAAUAUAAAGUUCAUAUAAUCUUGAUGAAAGUCCUCAAGUAGGACUCAAACGUCGAUUUCUUUUUUUUUAUUUUUUUAGAAUACUGAAUAAGUUAUUUUUUACUGAAUCUGUGAGUGCAACAUUUUGAUAUAAUCAGAUAUAUAUUAUAAUUGUAUUUAUUUUUUUGCAAUGCUUAAACACAAUUUUUCAUUUCGAUUCUAGUAUCUCCUCCUCCUAUAUUAUUAUUAUUAUUAUUAUUAUUAUUAUUAUUAUUAUUGCAAUUUAUUUAUAUAGAAUGUGCCCUAGGUGGUCCAGGACUGAAUUGGAUUGUGGCACAAUUUACUAAAUCAUUACAUCUGAAAUGUAGUCUAGAAUUAUCCUUUCUACAGUUAGAGGUGUGAGUUUGCCUUAAAAGGACACUGUAGGCACUUAAAACUUUGCAAAGGAAUAGUAGUUUCCAACUUUAAAGGGACAAUAUAGUCACCAAAACAACUUUUACUUAAGGAAGCAGUGUUACUGUAUAUAUCAUGAUCCUGUAGUCUCACUGUUCAGUUAUCUGCCAUUUAGGAGUUAACUCAGUUUGUUUCUGAACCCUAGUCACACCUCCCUGCAUGUGACUUACACAGCCUUCCUAAACACUUCCUGUAAAGUCAUCUAAUGUUUACACUUCCUUUAUUGCAAAUUCUGUUUAAUUUAAAAUGUCUUACCUCCUGCUGUUAAUAGCCCACUAGACCCUGCAGGAGCCUUCUGUAUGUAGUUAUAGUUCAAUUUACAGAGCAAAACAUAUAAAGAAAGUCUAAGAUCUUAUUGACAAAGAAAUCAUUUUUCAUGCAGGCUGUGUCAGUCACUGACAGGGGAGGUGAGGCUAGGGCUGCAUAAACAGAAACGAAAAGGAACUUACCUCCUAAAUGGCAGAGAAUUGAGCAGUGAGACUACAGUGGCAUGAUCUAAUAAUGCAAAAAGCUGCAGAAUACGUUUGUGCUAUAUAAAUGCCAGUAGUAAUAAUAUACACCAAAAUUGCUUUAUUAAGUGUCUAUAACAGAUGUUCAAAAAUAAAGCUAUGCUGCACACAGGACACAAAAUUGUAGAAGGGAGUAGCAGGGCUACAACAUCGGGACAAUAUGACAAAGACCCACAAAAGGUUGUUAGGAGAAGCAACACAGUCAUCACAAAGUUACUUUAUUGGAUCAUAUGAAAAAGGGACACGGACAAGGACAUUCGCUUCACUUACUGAGUACCAAGAAGGUCAAAACACUGGUGGGUUUGCUGUUUUUAGACCCAAAGGAGACCAACCUGCUUUUUGGAUUUAGACUGCCCUUGCAAAUAGAAUGGCAUCAGUAAUAUGCAAAUGUUAAACAUACUUUCUACCUCUCCCUUUUUUUGACCCGAGCUUACAUUGUCUGUGUUAGUGUUCUUUUAGAUUAUGCAACCUAUUCCUUUUGCCAGCAACAAAGUCAGUGCGUCAUUUCUCCACUGCUAGAAUUCCUGUAUUUGUUCAAAGAUUACAAGCAAUGCUGUGACGUUAUCAGAAUAACCCAUAUUGGAUGUCAGGGAGCCAGCAUGCUCCGUACAGUGGAUUUCAUUGUACAUUGGGAGAAAACAAAAGUGAUCAAAGGCUCAAUGAGUGGGGUAAAUGUAAGGGGCGGGGGGAUCUUUUUAAAUACUUUUUUCAAAUAUGUCUCUAUUUUCUAUGGCAAAUGUAAAACCAAACUAAAACUUAUUAUUAUUAUUAUUAUUAUUAUUAUUAUUAUUAUUAUUAUUAUUAUUAUUAUUAUUAUUUAUAUAGCGCCAUCAGAUUCGGUAGUGCUGUACAAUGGGUAUACAAGUGUAGCUUGUAUUGUUCAAAGAUGGUUUUAGAAUUUAUACCAGUGAUUAAUAUAUUAGGUAAAAGGUUGUCAAGACAGACUUUAACAUGCAAACAAUGUAAUGUUUCUCUUUCUCUUCCAAAGGGAUGUUGAUCUUUUUUCCCCGGGAUCCGAUAAAGCUUUUUUUAGUCCCAUACUAAGCAGUUCCUUCCAUGAAACCAUCCGAAUCGGCACGGAGAAGUUGAAAUCACUUUAUCAGAAAUGUGAAAGCAAAAUUGCGGAGAACAAAAAUCCUCAGUCAACUACUUCAUUAAAGCCAGAGCCUGAAAAUCCACUUACAUGUGCUAAUGAAACGCCUUCGACUUGUGAAACCUCUGCAUUGAAAGCCCUGCCCACCAAACCCCUCCGUGAUCCCAUCAGCGUUUCUAGUGAGGCGGUCUGUAACUAUGGAAAGAGCUUGCUACUCGAACCUGAGCCUUGUCCUUUUGUUGCUGAAAUCCCAGUGAGUACCGGAUUUUUCAUGAGUCAGCUACCAUAAAUAUUUUAAAGGAACACUCAAAGCACCAUAACCACUGCUGUUCGAUGUAGUGGUUAUUGUGCCAGGGCUUCCCUGGCGCACUCCUCCUUUUGUAGGGAAACAAUACUUUUUUGGAGUGGUUUGAUUUCUAACCUGUGAUCUUCUGGGUGCUGCUCUCCGUUUAGAGCUAAACCUGGUGUUGCAGGACAAUCAGCUGAUGCUCUCAGACACUGAGCAAUCCUACAAAAGCUCCUCAGCAGCAGGUUCCGGCUCUCCUGGUUGCUCAGAGAAGGCGGCGAGAGGUGCUAGGGAGACCUUCAGUAAGAAGCCAAGCGUUCUAAGACUGUAUGACUAAUAUUCACCACAGCAUGCAGUAAUGGUUAUGGCACUUGGAGUGUUCUAACAUGCAACUUUCUUCGAGAUUUAUAUGCAAGUGUUGUGUAGAGGUAAAGCAAAAAUCCUUUUUGUAGUGCAAAAGCUUUUUAUUUUUGAGAGUGUGCGCCCAAAUGUCACUGUUCUUGCAGGAGUGCAUUGAGUCUUUAAUCUCAUGAACAUUUAAGAGAUUAUACUUUUCAUCUAUUUACGCUAUAGUAAGUUUAACGUUAAAUGUUACCGUUCAGUAUAGAGGGUUAUUUUUAAACCCUUUAAACUGAAGUUACCUUGAUCGUGAGGCUCAAAGAUGAUUACUCAGAAAUAGUAUGCAACCAGCAGCCAUUCAGAACCCGAGUGUUCCUCAGUUGAGCUGAUUAGCUCCUAAGCGACUUAUUGCAAGAGCGUUUCAAUAAAUUACAUGUUAAAGCUUGUCCUUGAACAUAAGAAGCAGAACUUUUCUCUUGGUUAGAAGCUGCAUCUGGUUUAUGCUUUGUUUUUGUUUUAUUUAAAAGUCUUUCUUUACUUGUCCCCAGAAAAGCGUUAGUUGGAUUACAGAAGAUGACUUGGAUAUACCAGUGGUAGACCUGGCUAUUAAGCUCUCAGAUCAAGAGAAUCAUCAGCUCAGAGCAGCCUUCGAAGUCAUUCACAGACGGCGACCAGGUACGGGAAAUAUCAAAUAGUGGAUUUUUAUUUUUAUUUUUUAAUCUGAACUGAGCUAUUCAUGAUUAGUACAAAUGGAAUUCUGCUGAUAAUUUGCACAAUGUGUGUUAAAUAUGCACUUUUUUCUACAGGUGUCCCUAACCCUUUCCAAGGUCUUAUGAUGAUGGGUUACCUGGAACGUAGGAAUGCCUUGGGUUUGUACAAGAGUUUCCAUUGUGAGCUAACGGUCUACGAACUUCGGAUCUUUAUUAGUGAAGAGGAGAGGCUAUGCUUAGAAAACUGUACCCUGCUAAAGUGUGAAUCAGUGGGACCCGCCCAAAGCGAUGGGAGAUUUGAGUUGCAUUUUCCUGGUAGAAAGUUAUGCUUGCGGGCUUCUUCGCAAGACGAGGCACAGGACUGGGUGGAAAGGAUUGAAGAAGCUAUACACAUAUUGCGACCCAACAAAGAUGAGAUUUGGGAGGUUUUAAAAAGACCAGAUUCCCCAGAUCUCCCAAAAAGCAGAACAUCUUCCACUGAUGAAAGUCUACCUUCAUCUGAGGUGUUUAAUUGGAUUUCUCCAUUUGAAGUGGAGCUAGAUGCACAGAAAGAGGCUAUUCUUUACAUGAAAAUCCAAAAAAGGUGGACACAGUUCAUUUUUUCUUUAUCCGAGCGAGUCUUGCGGUGCUUUAUACCCAAACCCUCAGAGAAAGCGUUAUUUGAAUCUUAUAGCAUUGAGAUGAUUAAAGAUGUUCUUCCAGAUGCCAGCUUGGGUAGUGCAUCCUGCUUUCGACUUGUGACCUCCAAAGGUACCCUGCAGCUCCAAGCCGAGAGUCCCCUAGAGGCCAGGACUUGGAGAGAGCUUGUGCGAGCAGCCUAUCUUGAAUGGGAAGAAGACUCUGCCUUCGUACCUGGGGAUGGAAACUUUCAUAUAAAAUCGAACAUCAGGGAACAUCACCUUUUCCAGUACUUGAUGUACAUUCCAAUUGAGAGGGGUCUGGAUGCCCAGGACUUCAAAUGUGCAGGUCAGUAAACCCUCUGACGUAUCAGGUCAUGUAAAACGGAGCCUGAAAAUUUGUCAAAGUUGGCUAUUUUCCCCCUAAAACUGACGAUUAUCUUGUUAUACCAUCUUUUUUUUAUUUUUAAGUGUUUUUUUUUUUCUCCAAUUUUUUGUGAUGUAUAGGAGUUGACUAAUUAUUUUCCAUUGUAAAUUUAUUUUUUGUUUCCACUCCCUGCAGGUUGCCAAAGAAAGAUUGGUUUUCAGUUUGGAAAGGCAAAGCUUUGUGAGUUUUCGAGUCUUUAUUAUUGUGCGUCUUGUCAUCAUGAUCAACUGACCAUCAUUCCGUCUAGGAUUGUGCAUAACUGGGAUCACACGGAACGACCGGUAGGUGGCUCUUAUUCCUGUAUUGACUGACUUCUACUACCAUCAUGACACAUGAUGUCCUGCUGCUGGAAAUGAAUUCUGCUAAUUUUCUGGCCUCAAUAGAAUAAUUUAGGCUAUUAAAAUACUUUUUGAUAAUGUCUUAAAAAUGUUAUAAAAUGAUUUCUUGAACAUUUUCCUGUAAUGUUCUAUUGUAUUUUUAUUUCAUAUUUUCAUGUUUUGUAACCAAGACGGGCCUCGAAAUUAAUCAAAUAUAUUUUUUUGUCCUGUAUGCUGCAAACACAUGGUGUGAUCUCCAAGACUUAAAAACACAAUUUAAAAUGUGCUAUGCAAAAAAGCUAAAAUGGAGAAAUUACUUGACCGGAACUAUUUAAAUGGAAGUUUGUUUCUUAACAACGUCUUUCUAAAUGCUGUUUUUGUUUCUUGGAAAGAUGAACAUAUACGAAGAAACAUAUAUUCGCUACAUGUCAAAUUAGGGAUUAUUCUAGCCUCGGUGAGGGAAUAAUCUAAAUGUUAUUAAAGACAGGAGGCGAAUAUUUGCUCUACCUUCUUUACUGAAAACUAGCAAAGAAACGGUUAACAGAACUUUUCAAAACAACCAAUCAGAACAAAACAGGCAUCAGUAUAAAACCAGUGAGACAGACCUUCCCACUUCCUCUUUCUUUGAGGUCGAGCAGGAGAGCAUGAAGACCAAACGAAAACUGUAUCCGGCAAACUCAGAUGAGAAACCGCCAUAUCCAGAACAAUUUAGAUCACACUGUAAAAGAAAAGAAAACAUUGUGAAAGUAAACUGCCAUAGCAGAAUGUCACACCAUACACAAUCAGCGCAUUAGUAGACCGCAAUCUGAUAAAUAAAUGUACACUGAUCACCAAUUGUAGUAACAAAAUGUGUUUAUUAAAGGACCACUCUAGGCACCCAGACCACUUCAGCUUAAUGAAGUGGUCUGGGUGCCAGGUCCUUCUAGGGUUAACCCAUUUUUUCAUAAUUAUAGCAGUUUCAGAGAAACUGCUAUAAUUAUGAAUGGGUUAAGCCUUCCCCCUAAUCCUCUAGUGGCUGUCUCAUUGACAGCCACUAGAGGCGCUUGCGUGCUUCUCACUGUGAUUUUCACAGUGAGAGCACGCCAGCGUCCAUAGGAAAGCAUUGUAAAUGCUUUCCUAUGCGACGGGCUGAAUGCCGCGCGUGCGCAUUCAGCCGGCGGGGCGGAGGAGGCGGAGGAGGAGAGCUCUCCGCCCAGCGCUGGAAAAAGGUAAGUUUUACCCCUUUCCCCCUUCCAGAGCCGGGCGGGAGGGGGACCCUGAGGGUGGGGGCACCCUCAGGGCACUAUAGUGCCAGGAAAACGAGUAUGUUUUCCUGGCACUAUAGUGGUCCUUUAAGAGAAAUUUGUGCCAUACAUAAAAGCGCAUACGAUCGAAACCCAAUUAACAUAAAGGCAAAAACAAAUCCAAUUCCAGGGUGCACAUAUCGGGAACAGCGGUCAGUAGCGCCUUCGCCGGGUGAUGCGGAGCCUGAUCCGCCGGCCCUGUAUUCAUCCAGGAGUGCCCCUUCUUCAGGGCGGCCACCUGAUCCGGUGCCCAGUCUAGCCAGUUUGGCAGGCAUCUUGCCCUUGUCAGUGGGGGCGCAGGGGCCCAUCCAAGGCCUCUUUUGCAACGAGCCCAAGUCGGCGGAGCGUAGGGAGUCGUCAGCCAUGAUUGUACCUUUCCUCUAUUUCAGUAAAUACUAUCAGCGUGGUACCUAAAUAGGGCAGGCUGGGGGUCAUCCAGCAUGCAAGAGGGGGUCACCCAACAAGCACUAGCAUAUAAUGCAAUCGGUGGGGUCGCCCUCAGUCUUAUGCCCAGGACCCUGGUAGUCUGGCCAGCAGGGAGGGGGUCACUCAGCCCAUAACAGUGCUACAGCACAGUAGUAUAGCCCAGUAUAGGGCAGUUUAGGCAGGGAUCGUGUCCCAAUGAUACAGGAAAAAUGGGGGUCACCCCUAAUGUGGCAGGGCAGUGCAAUCCACUUGUUUGACAAUCCACCUGUUAUGGGGAAAAAAUACACAACUGCAGCACACAGAAAAAACAUUAACACAGCAGUGCAGGAAACUGUAAAUGCCCCUGGGAGGAAACCACUAACAGGCAGUCUGCACACUCCUGCCAGCCGUGGCCACAGCUACCGGGGGCACAGAGACCGGCAUGGCCACAUGGCCAGAAGCAGAGGGGCCGAGGGAGACAGAGGUCCGGGCGUCGGGAGCGCCCGGAGACCACGCGGCUCCGGCAAAAUGGCGGCCGCAAAUUGAGCGCGGCCUACCUCGCGAGAGGGGAGAUGCAGCCUUAGAAGCGGUCGGGGACCGCGUGAGAGCGGCAGGGGAUGAGAGGAGAGGGUGAGUGAGGCGGGAACCCGGGAGGGCACCGCCGGACUGAACCGCGAGAGAGGCGGCUGGAGGAAAAACCCCAGGGGGGGACCCAGAUCAAGGGAGCAGGUAGGAGAGGCAUCCCCCAAACACCCUGAACCCCGAGAUGGGUCAGAAGGUAUUACCCCAAACAGUACAAGGCACAGAAAAACUAUUAGCCAAAAAUACUGAGCAAUAACACAGCAAUGCAGAUACAUAUAAAGAAAUUACAACCCAGAGCAGAGACAACUCUGAGUUGGUGAGUGCUCACCUGGAGGCAGCAGCAAAGAAAGAGGAAGUGGGGGAGGGUCUGUCUCAGUGGUUUUAUAUGGAUGCCUGUUUUGUUCUGAUUGGUUGUUUUGAAAAGUUCUGUAAACUGUUUCUUUGCUGCUGGAGGUUUUCAGUAAAGAAGGUAAAGCAAAUAUGAAGCCUCCUGUCCUGACAUAAAAUUUGCUACCACAAGCUCAGCUACUUUCAUUUGACUCCAAUCUGUACCGUUCGUUGAUAACAUUUCCCUAAAGUUUACUGGAUUCACGAUCAACAAAUGCUUAAUUAGGUCAAUUGAAUCUGCUAUUGUAGAUCAUUCAAAUUGAAACUGAAUGGCAGCUGAAUUUACUUCCCCAAAACUGACCUUGGAGAAGAAUAUGGUUUGCAGGGAUUUUGGGAUCGGUUAUUGGGUGUAUCAUAAUAGAUCUUGGUUAUAUGCACAAUUCUACAGCUUUCAGUUAGAAUCAACCAGAAGUAAGGAAUUCCAUUGCAUUUUGAGUAUUUGCGAUUAAUUGACUCGGUCAAGUUCUGCGGGGAUUUGGCUGAUUUUUAACACCUAACCAAGCGGAAGCACAGUUUAGGUAGAAAUACCCAAAUUUGCAUUUUCUGAAUAGCUCAAUGUGCAACAUUUGUGACAUCGCUGCAUACAACUGCUGUAUUCAGCAUUUGGUAAUUUAGUAAAACAUUUUUUAACCUUGGUAACAUAGAAUGUGACAGCAGAUGAAAACCAUCUGCCGUUCUAGUCUGCCCAAUUUUCUAAAUACUUUCAUUAGUUCCAGGCCUUAUCUUAUAGUUAGGAUAGCCUUAUGCCUAUCUCACGCAUGCUUAAACUCCUUCACUGUGUUAACCUCUACCACUUCAGCUGGAAGGCUAUUACAUGCAUCCACUACCCUCUCAGUAAAGUAAUACUUCCUGAUAUUUAUUGUUAAACCUUUGAACCUCUAAUUUAAGACCAUGUCCUCUUUUUUUUCUUCUUUUCUAUAUAGUCUCCUCCUUUACUGUGGAGAGAUGUGACUUUCUAGUAAAACUUGGUUGUGGGGGGAAAAAAAUACAACUAAAUAGUAGUACUUCUAAUUUAGACAAGGUUUUCAGAUUUAGAGUUCGAUAUAUUGUCGCCAUUCUUCUCCUCUAUUCCAGACUAUCGUUCACAUUAUUGUGAAGAUAAUAUAUAUUGUGUGUGUUUUAGUUGAGAGAUUUUUCUUGAACUGUGGGGAUUAUAUUGCUUUGUGUCUUAAUAAAGAGAAGACGAGACUGAAAGCAUUCUUAUACCUUCUUAAUGUGUCUUUUGGUUUGUUUUUGUUUUUUCCCAGGUAUCCGUACAAGCAAUGAACUUCCUGAGUAUGGUGGAAAAUGAGCCCCUAUUUAACGUGCAGUACUUAAACGAGCAGCUCUAUAGCCACACGGGGGUUAUGCAUGAGCUGAAAUACGACAGAGAGCGGCUACGGCUGUUAGCGGAGUUUCUGAUAACUUGUCGCAGUGGCGCGAUAGACCAUCUGAACAAGAGGUGAGAGAUUUGCCUUAUUCUGUAUAUUGACCUUCAUGAGUGCUUGUGAAAAUAGGAAUAUAAAGUGAUAGCACAAGUGAGGAGAACAGUUAGAUUGUCCAGGAUGGAUAUUAUCUCACAGGAUGACUUAACAUUAGUCUCUUGUCUCUGUUUUGGUAGACUUUGAUUCAUCAUAUGUUUUGAUCUUCAAAAGCAAGUAAAGGGCAGAUGUUUUUAAAAAUGAACUUUCUAAAAGUUUGUAAAAUUGUUUCGACAUGGGUUAGUUCUCUUUGGUUUAAGGCAGGGGUUCCCAAACCAGAGGUCCCCCUCACCAGUCCAGGAUGUAGAGAUUACCCUGUUGAGGUAAGGUGUUUUUUGUCUUUUUUUUUUUUUUUGUUUUUUCGUUUUCUAAAAAUACCUUAAGUCACAACUUGUUAAUUUCUCAAUCCUGGACUGGUGGGAGGAAGGAGGGGUGAGGACUGGCUUGGGAACCACUGCUUUAAGGGUUACUCCGACCUCCAUGACUUCUUCUGCCUAUAGAAGUGGUGAUGGAGCAUGGAAUCGAUAUGUACAGUGCUUCUGCUUGAAUCGCUGCUUACACAGAUGUAUCAGCAAUUUUGUGCCGUUGUCUAGUCGUACCCACAACACACGUUACUUAGGCCACCCAACAAUGCUUGCUAUUUAAUAGUGUAUAUAUUUUUUGCAAAAUCUAUAAUAGAGUAUUUUUUUAUUUUAUUUAUUUUUUAUUUUUUUUAUUUUUUUAGAGCAGAGCUCACAUCUCCUGCCCCAGUCUUAUUCUUGCUUAUUUAACUGUGUGGUCACAUAAUUGCUUUUUAUAUAAUCUAAAAAGCGUGCACAAAUGCCUGCCAGCAACCGCACAUUAAUUCAGUUUUUUAUUUUAUUUUUUUUCUCCCCCUAUAUCCUUUUUCAGAUGUAUAACAUUUUCACUUGUUUAUACUCUGUGCUUGAUCACCACCUAGUGACCAUUUAAUAAAUUGCAGUGUUCCUUUUAGCUAGUUCCAUCCUGAACAGCUGGCCUGCUUUUGAAAGAUAUUGCAUGUGGCUGAACCACGUGCAGAAACAAGUCAUACUUUGUGCAUUUAGCAAUCUAUAUUGGCAGCAUUUUAAGGAACAUUCUGAUAUUCUAGCUCUUUAUUUUAAUUUUUUUUAUUUAUUUUUUGAUAGUGUUUAUAGUUUUCUUUUUCUCUUUUUUUUUAUAGGCUGAAUCAUCGGAACUACCUUUUGGACUGUAUUCAUACCUACAGUAUGCUAGAUUUGAAGCAGGUAUGGUAGAUUUGGGGAUUUUUGUGUCAUGGAUAGCACUUCCUAACAAGCAGUUAUUUAUCUUUAUAUUUUUGUGGGGGUGGGAGGGUGCAUGUAUAUUCAGAGAAAAUGCAGCGUUUAGAUUACAGCCUAGAGAACUCCACUGGCCACUCCUCAGAUGGCUGCUAGUUGCUUCCUGUGUCAGUGCUGCACAGUGUGACUGACAUUUAAUGUCUCCACCCUCUGCAUGCACACUGAACUUUCCUCAUAGAGAUGCAUUGAUUAAAUGCUUCUCUAUUAGAAGCUGCUGAUUGGGCAGGGCUGUGUUUGGCUUGUGCUGGCUCUGCCCCUGAUCUGCCUCCUUGACCGUCUCAGCCAAUCCUAUUGGGAAAGCAUGGUGAUUGGCUCAGAGAAUCCCUUCUGAUGAUGUCAGUCAAGCAGGCAGAUCAGGGCAGAGCCAGCAACUGCAGACUUGAACAAAAUAAGAUUUUACUACAUAUAGUGUCUCAAAAGGGUGGGCGGGACUAGAUGUUGGAUUUAACACCAUAGGGUCAGGAAUAGGUUUGUGUUCCGGUCUCUUUAGUGUUCCUUUAAAGUCCAAGUCUGACUAAAACAUUUCUCGGUUAACCCUAUGCGGGUACUCUUGUGCUGGCAUACAGCAUCUUUUCCCACUACCCUGGCCACGCAAGUAUGCCUUUCAUUUGAUUUAAAUGGGGCUUAAGAGUGGCAGUACCAUUACAAAUUAUUGGCUUGCCUAUGUCUCGGAGUGUAUCAAUCACCUUGGGAACCAAUUGAAUAAUCGUGACAGUUUGUCUAUUUGUUGGUGUUAAGUUUCAGGUAUCUGCAACACUGUAGGUUGAUAGGAUCUAUUUCUUCAGACCUUGCUUGGUGUACUUAUGCCCAUGUGAGCGGAUCCUGAAUGCCUUUGCCAUUCUGGAUUUAUAUAUAACUCAGGAUUCCAUGUAUUUGCAAUCCAAACCUUGAUAUCGUUCUUUGCCUGCAGGUCACAACUGGUGUUUUUGAAAGAAUCAUGCAAACCGUCUUGGAGUUUGCCAGCGACCAUAUCUUCGAGUGCAUGCUGUGCAGUCAGAAAGGUUUUAUCUGCAUGAUCUGUAACAAGGAUGAGAUCAUCUACCCAUUCCAGCUAGAAACGACGACAAGGUCAGGCUAUGAGAAAACGUAUGCCGUGAAAUGGCCAUUAUUUUUAAUGGGAACGUGCACAAUUUUUGUUGGUGACUUGGAGACUCGUUGUGUUUUUUUUUUUUUUGUGUGUAUAGAAUCUAUAUCUUAAUGUAUGCUAGUGGCAAGGAUCUCUGCCCUGUUCAUUUUAGAGGUGGGUUUAUCUUUUCUUUUUAUGGGUAAGGCCAUUUCAUUCUGCCUACGGCUUGUCCUGAUAGAGAAAGGUCUACGGUCAACAGAAGCUUAGAAGACAUUAAGACAUUAAAUAGAAAUUACUUGGAAAUUAACACAGUAUGAAUGUGUGCUUAACCCUUUCAAGGUGCACUCGAUUUGUUGGAGAGGUUUAUAAUCUUUGUUGUACGUACUACCGGGCUUACAGACACCUAAGUACACUCUUUGUUUUUUCAUAGGUGCGGAGACUGUAAAGCCGUAUUCCACCUGUACUGCAAGACUGGUAAGAAGCCGUGUCCCCGUUGUAAGAAAAGAAAGAGCAGACAGAAUCAAUGUAUUAAGAUGUGAGUCUGGGACGGAUCUUAAGGAAACAUUAUUAUUUUUUUUCUGAGCUGAGUAGACGACAUUGUUUCCCACAGUGGAUCUGCUGAUCUCAAGAAGCCCAAAGACACCUGGCUCGUGGUGUUGCCUGGAGGAGAGUAAUCUGACUGUAUUUCCCCAGAUAGACAUUCGGGCUACUUGUCCUCUGGUAAAGCCUGAUCUUCCUAUCACAAUUUGCACAUUAAGAAAUUGUUUUUCCUUUAUAAUACAAAGAGGGCACGAUUCCUCUUGACAUAUAGAAGGAUUAAGAAUGUCGGGCCACAUUAUCUCUAUCUGCAACCUUUUGCCAUCGACCAGAUAACUGUACAUGUAUAUGGAUAGACUGUGCAGAAGCGGACUACGGAACAGUUUUUCUGCUGUUUUAUUGAAUUGCUGCACAUGCUGAUAUAUCAGUUUGGCAAAGGAAUGUUAAUGUGGAGUGCGCUACAGAGUUUCCGGAAGCUGCUAAAGUAAUUUCAUCUGUAAUUAGAGGAAGUGAUUCUUCAGUGGAAACUAUUUUUAAAAAAUGUUCCCCCCCGAGUCCGAGUGGGCAAUUAAUGGCCUCUCCUGAGGAUGUUGCACAUUGACAAAAAUGAGUACAUUGAAGUGUCAACUAAAUCUAACAAUUCACCUUUUCUCAUGAUUGGGAUGGUCUGUUGCAUCUCACCUCUUGCCUAUGGAAUGUUACAUGGUCUUAGGUUCAGGAGGAACUUUUAAUUUUAUUUAUAUAUAUAUAUUUUUUUUGUUUUUUUACUUCCUCUCUACAACAUAAAUGGCCAUGUUCUAUUUGUGUAUAUAUGUGUGUUUGUUUUUUGUUUUUCUGUAGCUAAGCAACUGUGGAAUCCUCAUGCAUCGGGCUACUCUUGGCCAGAUAUUAUUUUGAAGAGUGAAACCACUGUAGAGAAUCUCUAGAUCGAUGAAGUUAGCUUUCCCAUCUACUGUACUUCUCUAUGGAGGUUUGCUUCCAUAGUUGGCAAGACUUCCAGUAAUUCAAAUUGCUGGAUACGGCAUCCGCAAGGUUGGGUAUAACUGCAUAAUUACAGAAACAAGGAUGAGCCAUAACACUGGUCAGUUAUAAAAGAAGGGUUAUAUUAAAAAAAUAAAAAAAAUACUCUUUGAUGUGUUUCACAAUAAUGGUGCCAAAAUAAAAUGGAGGACAAUGCUACUUACUGUUGGAACCUUGGCGUUGUGUAACAUUUGAGCCACAAUGUCUGACGUGCUAUUUCUCUAUUUUGCCGUUUUUUUUCUUUUUCUAAGCAAAAUGGGAUUUGUUUUGUUUGUUGGUUUUUAAAGCUUGGGUGAUAUUCUUUCUAUGGUCUUCCUUUUAAUUUAACCAAUCACCUCCAAGAAUUGAACCCAUCUCCCCCGACUGCCAGGCCAUCCCUGAGCAGUUUAAUGGUGAGCUGUAUUCUAGCAUCUACUCAUGCCAAGUAACUUGUCCCUUACUUUGGAAACAAAUAGAGAUAUAUAUAUAUAUAUCCCCAGGGUGAGAAGUUGGGGUUUCUAACAUGACUUAUUUUUAUACAUUUAUUAAAAAACAAUUAAAUGUAAUGUUUGUGCAGAGAGUUGACCGAUUAAUUGCUGCUGUUGCUAUGACUGACCUUGUGCCUUUUUACUGAUUAAACCCAGUGUCUGAGAUAGGUGGAUGUAACGGCAUUGCUCUCUUAUCCUUUCAUCAACAAAUUUAUAUAGAUUCCGACUAUAAAUACUGUCCUGAGUGUUUCUUACAGUUAAUAUUUAUUACUUGAAAUGAGGUGCAAAGCAAUGACUGAGUGCAAGGAGAGUCAAAAGCACCACUUUUAAGGAUAUAUGGGUUUACUUGGGCCAGUGUGUCAAUAUUUUGUGUGUAUAUAUUUUUCUGUUUUUUUUCCAUUUGCUUAAUUAGUGAUUUCCUUUUUAAUUGUGGUCUAGCCGUGGCUCCUUAUGCACAUUAAUGCAGUGAUAUUUAAAAUAUUACUGCUCUAUAGAAUUUUGCUAAUUUUUUUUUUUGUUUUGUUAUGUUACAUUGUGCUUGCUCACUACAGUAUUACACAUUUUCUCCCUGAUUAUAUUUUUGAGAAAGCACUAGAGUUGUGCAUUCAGAGUGCAAUUGUUUUGCAGUUCGUGCAUUAAGAAUAGCUGAUCUCAACAUGCUCGGGCAGAGUAUGUGUCCAGUCACUUUAUGGAGUGUAUCACAGAAAAUUCUGUACAACAGGGUGAACCAAAAUAUAGAUUUCCAGGUAUUGCAGGACUAUAUUAAAGAGACGCUAUAGUCACCAAAACAAUUUUAACGUAAUGCAGCAGUUAUAGUGUAUAGAUCAUGCCCCUGCAGUCUCACUUCCCAAUGAUCUGCCAUUUAGGAGUUAAACUUUUAUUUCAGUUUAUGCAGUACUUGCCACACCUCACCUGGCUGUGACUUCACACAGCCUCCAUGAAAAACAUUAUUUCAUUUUCAAUAAGAUGUAACUUACUUUAGAACUUUUUAUCUCCUGCUCUUCUAAAUUGAACUUUAAUCACAUACAGGAGGCUCCUGCAGGGUCUAGCAAGCUAUGAACAAAGCAAAAGAAAAGAAAUUCUAAAUUAAACUGACUGUGCAAUAAAGGAAGUGUAAACUUUAGAUGACGUUUUACAGGAAGUGUUUUGGAAGGCUGUGCAAGUCACAUGCAGGGAGGUGUGACAAAGGUUCAUAAACAAAGUGAUUUAACUCCUAAAUGGCAGAGAAUUGAGCAAUGAGACUGCAGGAGCAUUAUCUAUACACCAAAACUGCUUUGUCAAGCUAAAGUUGUUUUGGUGACUGUAGUGUCCCUUUAAGGCUGGCCAAGUCUGUUGCCUAAUGGAUGUUGUAGUUCUGCAGAACCUGGAGAUCUGUGUUUGAUUCUCCCCUACUAUAGUAGACUUCUAGAAACUAAUUUGGAUGUUUUUUUCUCCCCACCCUCAAGACUUCUUGUGAUUAUUGGGAAUAUUUUCUAGAAUUAAAUAAUUUUCAAAAAUGAUGAAAGGUAUUGCUUUCAGGAUCUGAAUAGUCCAUGUACAAAAGUGGGUUUUCUUUGGUUCACUUUGACUCUAGAGUUAGAAUUUGACAAGUUUAAUAUUCUUCCUAAUAUGUGCCAAAAUUCAGUAAGUGUGUUUAUUUUGAUCAUGUACAUUGUAACGUUUGAUCCUUUUGAUUGUUAAUAAAAAAUGUCCAACUCCUAAAUUAUUCUUGCAAUAAAGAACUCCUUAAAAUA
Pelobates cultripes (western spadefoot toad) is the source of this 30089-nucleotide messenger RNA. NCBI's taxonomy places the organism in Eukaryota, Metazoa, Chordata, Amphibia, Anura, Pelobatidae. The record is from the annotation of a GenBank genome assembly.